Magallana angulata is the source of this 713-nucleotide messenger RNA. Its product is annotated as transmembrane protein 256 homolog. NCBI's taxonomy places the organism in Eukaryota, Metazoa, Mollusca, Bivalvia, Ostreida, Ostreidae. Bases 86 to 571 code for a protein of 161 amino acids. The record is from RefSeq and is a predicted model, not a curated record. The transcript is spliced from 4 exons.
AAUCUGAAAGUGAAAGUAAAAAGUCCUGUUGGUUGCAACAAAAAUCGAGCUGAAAUUGGUUCAGGAAGAUAUAUGAUGUGACACGAUGACGGAGAUCUUGAAUCUGGGAUUAUACUACCUUGACAAAGCAGUAACAAAUCUUGGCUAUCAGAGGAAAGAUUUGGAGCAAACUGCCGGCGAAGUUACGGAAACUGUGAGAACCAAAGCAAGCGAGGCCAUGACUUUUCAUGGAUCAAGGUUUUUCCUCAGAAUCGGCGGUUUAUCCGGUGCUGCGGCUGUUUCAUUGGCCGCUUAUGGUGCACAUGCAUUUAAAGCUGAAGAUGAGAAAGGAGAACAAUUGAAAAGGACUUUUGAAACUGGGAACAAGAUGCAUAUGGUGCACUCCGUGGCUCUGAUGUGUUCCCCACUGUGUGGCAGGCCCUACUUAACAGGAACUCUGUUGACGGCUGGAAUCCUGCUGUUCUCAGGGAGCUGUUACAUCCACGCAAUGACAGGGAACACAAAGAUACGAUACGUCACCCCCUACGGAGGAUUCACGCUCAUUUUUGCAUGGCUGAGCAUGCUGUUGUGAUUUUUAUAUUACCAGUAAUUGAACUUUAUUAUGGACAAAAAUGAUUUAAGAAGAAAUUUCUUAAGAUUGACAUAUAGAAACAUGAGUGAUGUUUUGAGGUGUUGUUUAUGCACUAAAUAAAGAGAUUUUUUUUUAUUAAUUU